AUGUUGGAAGGUGCAUUGGAGGAUUAUCGUUCAAUUUUUGAAAAAGCAAACCAAUUGCAUAUAUAUGACCAGCUAAAAGAACUAAAGGGAAUCUCUUUUGAAAAGUUUCAAACUCUUUGGAGUGAGGUUGAGAGUUUGCAUUUAGAUGAGUUAUUGACCAAAUUCGAAAAUGCGAUCGAACAUAGUCAAAAGCGGAGCAAAUUGACCCCGUCUGACGUCUCUCCGGUACCAAUUAUCUCAACAAUCGAUGAAUCAUGGUAUAAUAUGGGCUUAGAAGAGAUCUCAAAGGGUCGUGUUGCCGCUUUAGUGCUUGCUGGCGGCCAAGGUACAAGACUUGGGUCAAACGAUCCAAAAGGAUGCUUUAAUAUUGGAUUACCUGGAAACAAGACCUUAUUUGAGUUGCAGGCUUUAAAAAUUCAAAGAGCAGAAUAUCUUGCUCAAGAAGCAUACCCUAUGCACAAACAAUCAGCGAAAGUAGUAUGGUAUGUAAUGGUGUCCGACGCAACCAAAGACAUCACCCUUUCUUUUUUUAAAAAAAAUAACUACUUUGGAAUCCAAAAGGAGCGGAUAUUUUUCUUUGAACAAGGAAAAUUGCCUUGCUUAGAUGUCCAAGGGCGAAUUCUUCUUGAGUCCGACUAUACCGUUUCUCAAGCACCCAACGGAAAUGGCGGUGUUUAUGAGGCUUUACAAAGAACGGGCGCACUUGAGCAUAUGAAGCAAUCUGGUAUCGUCCAUGUUACCGCUUAUAGUGUAGAUAAUGUGCUUGCUUUACCGGUGGAUCCCAUCUUUAUUGGCAUGGUUCGCGAGAAAGGAUACCAAGUGGCUAUGAAAGUUGUAGAAAAGAAAGUCGCCGAAGAAAGAGUUGGUUUAGUUGUCUCACAAAACGCACAUCCUUCAGUCGUUGAGUAUUCCGAAAUUUCAGAGGAGGCUUCACGUGCAACAGAAUCGGUGGAUGGGAAAACAUGUUUGCGACUUCGUGCUGCAAAUAUUGCUUAUCAUUAUUUUUCUUUGGACUUUUUAGAACACAUGUCCCACAAUGCUCGAUAUCUUCCUGUACACCUUGCUCUAAAAAAGAUACCAUAUUAUGAUAUUACUCAACACCAAUUCUUCAAGCCAUCAUCUCCUAAUGGAUAUAAGCUUGAAAUGUUUAUUUUUGAUUCUUUUGAGCAGAUUCCUAUUGAAAAAUUCGGUUGUCUACAAGUUUCACGUGACACAUCCUUUAGUCCUCUGAAGAAUUCACAGGAUGCACCUACCGACAAUAGAAGUACCUGCUUAAGGGAUCUUUUUGAUCUUGGAAGGAAAUGGAUUCUACAAAAUGGUGGUAUUUUAGAACAGGGUGAUUGCCCUUUUGUUGCUCCAUCGUUCAGUCUUCAAGGAGAAUCUUUAGAAUACAUUCGAGGAAAGCGUAUAGCAGAAAAUCCUUUAUAUUAA
Messenger RNA from Schizosaccharomyces octosporus yFS286, 1431 nucleotides. Its product is annotated as UDP-N-acetylglucosamine diphosphorylase Uap1/Qri1. Gene Ontology annotation, biological process: UDP-N-acetylglucosamine biosynthetic process. Lineage: Eukaryota; Fungi; Ascomycota; Schizosaccharomycetes; Schizosaccharomycetales; Schizosaccharomycetaceae. Bases 1 to 1431 code for a protein of 476 amino acids. Gene Ontology annotation, molecular function: UDP-N-acetylglucosamine diphosphorylase activity. The record is from RefSeq and is a predicted model, not a curated record. The transcript has a single exon.